Helianthus annuus (common sunflower) is the source of this 1454-nucleotide messenger RNA. Its product is annotated as serine/threonine-protein kinase RIPK. The record is from RefSeq and is a predicted model, not a curated record. The transcript is spliced from 4 exons. Gene Ontology annotation, biological process: protein phosphorylation. Gene Ontology annotation, molecular function: protein kinase activity; ATP binding. The coding region runs from base 54 to 1340 and encodes 428 amino acids. Lineage: Eukaryota; Viridiplantae; Streptophyta; Magnoliopsida; Asterales; Asteraceae.
AACCGGUUGUACUCAUAAAUAACCAACACCACCAUUGCUUUGCUAACCCGUACAUGGCUCCCAACAACUGGAUGACCAUUUUGUUUUCAUGUUACAAGAAGCCAACAUUUGACCCUGAAAAAGCUGUUUCUAAACUUGGUUCGUCACAGAGGUUAUCAGCAACCGAUGUUAGCUCAUCGCUUUCGAUGAUUAAUGGUCUUUCGAAUUUGAUAGUUGGGUGGGAUGUUCAUGAGUUCACUUUCGAUCAACUUACUAUGAUCACACAUGAUUUUGCGUCUAGCAAUUACCUUGGUGAAGGAGGGUUUGGAACGGUUCACAAAGGCUUCAUUGAUGAUAAGCUUAGGCCCGGGUUAGAAGCUCAACCCGUUGCGGUUAAGUUGUUGGAUUUGGAUGGUGGUCAAGGUCACAAUGAAUGGCUGGCUGAAGUGACCUUUUUGGGGCAAUUGAGGCACCCACAUCUUGUGAAGUUGAUCGGUUAUUGUUGUGAGGGUAGAAACAGGCUUCUUGUUUAUGAAUACAUGGAAAGGGGCAAUUUGGAGAGUCAACUAUUUGGAGGGUAUUCAAUUUCUUUGCCAUGGGUAACCCGGAUUCAAAUAGCACUUGGUGCUGCAAAAGGACUAGCCUUUCUUCAUGGCGAGGAAAAGCCCGUCAUUUAUCGCGAUUUCAAAACUUCAAAUAUUCUAUUGGCAUCGGAUUAUACUGCUAAACUAUCUGAUUUUGGGUUAGCAAAAGACGGUCCUGAAGGAGAUGAGACGCAUGUGAGUACACGAGUGAUGGGAACACACGGUUAUGCCGCACCAGAGUACAUCAUGACAGGUCAUCUAACAACUAUGAGUGAUGUGUAUAGUUUUGGGGUGGUGUUACUAGAAUUACUAACUGGAAGAGAGUCGAUGGACAAAAAACGACCGCAUAAAGAACAGUGUCUGGUAGAAUGGGCUAGACCACUAUUGAAAGAUCCAAACAAUCUUGACCGGAUCAUGGACCCUAAACUAGACGAUCAAUAUCCGAUCUUAGGGGCUAAGAGAGCGGCAGCUCUGGCUAGCCGGUGCCUGAGCCACCACCCCAAAUGCAGGCCAACCAUGAAUGAAGUCGUCAAUACCUUGGAACAUGUAUUGGAACUCAAAGAUUCCCCGGUUGAUUCUUUUGUGUAUAUUGCUCCUAUAGAAGGAGAAAACGAUGACGAAAAGGAUAACAUUAAUGUGGGGGCGCAGGCGCAGGCGGAGGCGCAGGCGGAGGCUGUGGAGAAGAAAGGAAACAACUACCAUGGAAUGAGACAUAAGCAUAGGAUAAGAUCUCGAGCAGUAUACUCCGAUACAGCUUUGUAUAAAAAGGGGAUGUGAAUUUGUUGAUUUUAUUUAUUGUGAUUGAUUCAUCUUCAAAGGGAGAUUUGUAAUAACACAACACCAUCUAUAAUGUACGUUAAUGUUGCAUUAUAAAUUCUUAUUUUUUCAUAA